GGUGGCGGCGGCUGUCCGCGCCCCUCCCCCGCGAGGCUCUCAGUGCCAGGCGGGAGGCGGUAGCGGUUGGAAGGUUCGCCGGGCUUUGCGGCGGGGACUUCGGCGGCGGCGGCGCCUCAGGCACCUCGGCCCUGACACAAUGAGGCGAGUGGUACGACAGAGCAAGUUUCGGCAUGUAUUUGGACAAGCGGUGAAAAACGACCAGUGUUACGACGACAUCCGGGUUUCUCGAGUGACCUGGGACAGUUCCUUCUGCGCUGUCAACCCCAGAUUUGUUGCCAUAAUCAUAGAAGCGAGCGGGGGAGGAGCGUUCCUUGUGCUCCCUUUACACAAGACUGGUCGAAUUGACAAAUCCUACCCGACAGUAUGUGGCCACACAGGACCAGUGUUGGACAUAGACUGGUGCCCACAUAAUGAUCAGGUCAUCGCCAGCGGAUCCGAGGACUGCACGGUGAUGGUGUGGCAGAUCCCAGAGAAUGGACUCACCCUUUCCCUGACCGAGCCCGUGGUCAUUUUAGAAGGCCACUCAAAGAGAGUUGGCAUCGUGGCCUGGCACCCGACGGCCCGCAACGUGCUUCUCAGCGCAGGUUGCGACAAUGCCAUCAUCAUCUGGAACGUGGGGACGGGAGAAGCCCUUAUAAACCUGGACGACAUGCACUCGGACAUGAUCUACAACGUGAGCUGGAACCGGAACGGCAGCCUGAUCUGCACAGCUUCCAAGGACAAGAAAGUCAGAGUGAUUGAUCCCCGGAAACAGGAGAUCGUCGCUGAGAAGGAGAGAGCGCAUGAAGGAGCACGUCCCAUGAGAGCCAUCUUUCUGGCCGACGGCAACGUCUUCACCACUGGUUUCAGCCGCAUGAGCGAGCGGCAGCUGGCCCUCUGGAAUCCGAAAAAUAUGGAGGAACCAAUUGCUCUUCAUGAAAUGGACACUAGCAAUGGGGUGUUGCUGCCUUUCUAUGACCCCGACACCAGUAUCAUUUACUUAUGUGGGAAGGGCGACAGCAGCAUUCGCUAUUUUGAGAUCACGGAUGAAUCCCCAUACGUCCACUACCUCAACACCUUCAGCAGCAAGGAGCCUCAGAGAGGGAUGGGGUACAUGCCCAAGAGGGGGCUUGACGUUAACAAGUGCGAGAUCGCCAGAUUCUUCAAGCUCCAUGAGAGAAAGUGUGAGCCUAUUAUCAUGACUGUCCCCAGGAAGUCUGACCUUUUCCAAGAUGACCUGUACCCUGACACGGCGGGGCCCGAGGCAGCACUGGAGGCCGAGGAGUGGUUCGAGGGGAGGAAUGCAGACCCCAUCCUCAUCUCCUUGAAGCACGGGUAUAUUCCAGGCAAAAACAGGGAUCUCAAGGUGGUCAAGAAGAACAUUCUGGACAGCAAGCCCACGGCAAACAAGAAGUGUGACCUGAUCACUGCCCCCAAGAAAACCGCAGACGCGGCCGGCGUGCAAAAUGAAGCCAAGUUGGAUGAGAUUUUAAAAGAGAUCAAAUCCAUAAAAGACACAAUCUGCAAUCAAGACGAGCGCAUUUCCAAGUUAGAACAGCAGAUGGCGAAGAUAGCAGCCUGAAGGUGCGCCCCCGCCCCAGGGGAGCAGGACGGCGCUGGCUGGCGGUCGGUGUGGUCCCAGGGAGGGCGAGAGGGAGGCACUGCCGUUCAGGCUGGCUGCCAGCCAUAGGCCACAUUCCAGUAAGACUCAAUUCGUCUCCCAAAUUUGCAGAAACAAAAUGUGAUUUAAAAGCUGAGCUUUUUACCAGAAAGCUUUUUUGAUGUUUUAAGUGUUCUGUGACUUAUCGAAACUUUAAAAGACAAAAGUGCUACUUUGGAAAUCCCAGAUAUUCUGAAUUUUAGAAAACCAGUCGAUCCUGAUGCAGUGUCCUGCCCGAGUACCUUUUUUUUCCCAAACAAACAGGGACCAAUGCCACAUUGCUUUUUUACAUUUCUUUUUUUUUUAACGUUGCCAAAACCAAAAGUAGCUUUUUUUUCCCCUUUGUAUUUUGCUACUUUGCAGUAUUUGUGCGUGGAGUUUUUUUUUCUUAAUUUGAAAGGGACAGCACUGUGUAUGUUUAUAAACUAAAUGAAGAUAAGAUAUUAUUUUGUAUAAACAUUCAUCUGAGAACAAUCAGAGCAGUCGCCAUGUCGUGCGGGCUUCUUUGCAGCACAAACCUGGUCAUCAGAAUGACUGCGCAAAAGGAAGACUUGAAAAAUCACGUGGAUUUGUGUCACCACCUCUCUCCUUUCGUUGAGUCUUCUGAUCAAAAAAAGCUCACAUCGAAUUGUUUCCUUUCUCUUUUCUAGAAAUUGGGUGGUUGUACCAGAAUGGAAUUUUGCCUCUUGGUUUUAUCCUGUGCUUCAGAUGAUUAUAAUCUAACCUAAACUA
Molecule: messenger RNA, 2374 nt
Organism: Camelus dromedarius (Arabian camel)
Lineage: Eukaryota; Metazoa; Chordata; Mammalia; Artiodactyla; Camelidae
Gene: CORO1C
Product: coronin 1C
Exons: 11
Coding region: 140-1564 (474 amino acids)
Biological process (GO): actin filament organization; neural crest cell migration
Molecular function (GO): actin filament binding
Source: RefSeq, a predicted model, not a curated record